AGCCAUCCAGAGCGCGGUCACAGUCCGACUGGCGGCACGGAGGCGGCGGCGGCGGCAGCGGCGGCGGCAGCAGCAGCGGCAGCUGUAGCUGCAGCAGCAGGUAAAGAGAGCGUUUUCUCAAAGAAAAUAACAUAGCACAGAAGGAAAAAUAAAAAGAAAUUACUGCAGAUUUUACUUUAUGUAAGAAAAUCUACAGUUUCUUCGAGACACUCAUAUAAAGGAAGCAGUCAUGUUUCAUGAGUCCUCAAAACUGAGACAAGAGAAUGUAGUAGAGUGAGGCCAGAAGUCCUUACUGGUUCAAAGAACUCCGGGGAAACUGGGAUAGAACAUUUUACAUUAUAAGUAGAACCCUGGGAGCCAGAGGUGAAUACAAGUUUAUCUGCAGAGCUCCGCUGCAGGGCUGAUCUGGGUCUGGAAGAAAUGGAUGAGAGCCAGUGGAUGAAAUUCACUAAUACUAGACAUCUGAGUCCUCUAAUAUUGGUGAAUGAACUUUGCUAAGUAUGGAUUCAGGUGGUGGAAGUCUUGGAUUGCACACGCCAGACUCUAGAAUGGCCCAUACCAUGAUUAUGCAAGAUUUUGUGGCUGGAAUGGCUGGUACUGCACAUAUCGAUGGAGACCAUAUUGUUGUUUCAGUUCCUGAAGCUGUAUUAGUUUCUGAUGUUGUCACAGAUGAUGGGAUAACUCUUGAUCAUGGCCUUGCAGCUGAAGUUGUCCAUGGACCUGAUAUCAUCACAGAGACUGAUGUAGUAACAGAAGGUGUGAUUGUUCCUGAAGCGGUACUUGAAGCUGAUGUUGCCAUUGAAGAGGAUUUAGAAGAAGAUGAUGGUGAUCACAUCUUGACUUCUGAAUUAAUUACAGAAACUGUUAGGGUACCAGAGCAGGUAUUCGUGGCUGACCUUGUUACUGGUCCUAAUGGACACUUAGAACAUGUGGUCCAAGAUUGUGUUUCAGGAGUCGACUCUCCCACAAUGGUAUCAGAGGAGGUUCUUGUAACUAAUUCAGAUACAGAAACUGUGAUUCAAGCAGCUGGAGGUGUUCCUGGUUCUACAGUUACUAUAAAAACCGAAGAUGAUGAUGAUGAUGAUGUCAAGAGCACUUCUGAAGACUACUUAAUGAUAUCUUUGGAUGAUGUUGGAGAGAAAUUAGAGCAUAUGGGGAAUACACCAUUAAAAAUUGGCAGUGAUGGUUCACAAGAAGAUGCUAAAGAAGAUGGGUUUGGUUCUGAAGUAAUAAAAGUGUAUAUAUUUAAAGCGGAGGCCGAAGAUGAUGUUGAAAUAGGUGGAACAGAAAUUGUCACAGAGAGUGAGUACACCAGUGGACAUUCAGUAGCUGGAGUGCUUGACCAGAGCCGAAUGCAGCGGGAGAAGAUGGUUUACAUGGCAGUUAAAGAUUCUUCUCAAGAAGAAGAUGAUAUCAGAGAUGAAAGAAGAGUUUCCCGAAGGUAUGAAGAUUGUCAAGCAUCAGGAAAUACUUUGGAGUCAGCAUUAGAAAGCAGAAGUAGUACAGCAGCACAGUACCUUCAAAUUUGUGACGGCAUUAAUACAAAUAAAGUACUUAAACAAAAAGCCAAGAAGAGGAGAAGGGGAGAAACCAGGCAGUGGCAAACAGCUGUUAUAAUAGGUCCUGAUGGACAGCCCCUCACAGUGUACCCUUGCCAUAUUUGCACAAAAAAGUUUAAAUCCAGGGGAUUCUUAAAAAGACACAUGAAGAAUCAUCCUGAUCAUUUAAUGAGAAAAAAAUAUCAGUGUACAGAUUGUGACUUUACAACUAACAAGAAAGUGAGUUUCCAUAACCACUUAGAAAGCCAUAAGCUUAUAAACAAAGUUGACAAAACCCAUGAAUUUACAGAAUACACACGAAGAUACAGAGAGGCUAGUCCACUGAGUUCCAAUAAACUUAUUUUAAGAGACAAGGAGCCGAAGAUGCACAAGUGCAAAUACUGUGACUAUGAAACUGCAGAACAAGGACUGUUAAACAGGCAUUUGUUGGCCGUUCACAGCAAGAAUUUUCCUCAUGUUUGUGUUGAGUGUGGGAAGGGUUUUCGACAUCCUUCUGAACUCAAAAAACAUAUGAGAACCCAUACUGGUGAGAAGCCAUAUCAGUGUCAGUAUUGUAUUUUCAGGUGUGCAGAUCAAUCAAAUCUGAAAACUCACAUUAAAUCUAAACAUGGUAACAAUUUGCCAUAUAAAUGUGAGCAUUGUCCCCAAGCAUUUGGUGAUGAGAGGGAGCUUCAACGCCAUCUGGAUUUGUUUCAAGGACAUAAGACACACCAGUGUCCUCAUUGUGACCAUAAGAGCACCAAUUCAAGUGACCUUAAGCGGCACAUCAUAUCUGUCCAUACUAAGGAUUUUCCUCACAAAUGUGAGGUCUGUGAUAAAGGUUUUCAUCGUCCUUCUGAGCUCAAAAAGCAUAGUGAUAUCCAUAAGGGUAGGAAGAUUCAUCAGUGUAGGCACUGUGACUUUAAAACAUCCGAUCCAUUUAUUCUUAGUGGCCAUAUCCUUUCAGUUCAUACUAAAGAUCAGCCACUGAAAUGUAAAAGGUGCAAGAGAGGAUUCAGACAACAAAAUGAGCUCAAAAAACAUAUGAAGACCCAUACUGGAAGGAAGAUUUACCAAUGUGAGUAUUGUGAAUACAGCACUACAGAUGCAUCUGGCUUUAAACGACAUGUGAUAUCGAUACAUACAAAAGACUAUCCACACAGGUGUGAAUUCUGCAAGAAGGGAUUCCGAAGACCAUCAGAAAAAAAUCAGCAUAUUAUGAGGCACCACAAAGAAGCUCUUAUGUAAUAAGAUCAAUAUAAAGAAAGAAGCUAUUUAGGAGAUAUGAUAUGCUACUUGGGAGAAAACUCUCACUAGCUGUCUCACCGGGUUUCAAAGCUUGAUACUAAACCAUGACUUUACAUUCUUUGUAUUAAAGAUCUUAAAAUAUUUGAAUUCACGGGGGAUCGCAUAGCCCUUUGAAAAUUACUUAAAGAAUUUAAGAAGCACUAUAGAAUGGUCACAGAAAAACUUCUUAAGUAUCUAUGUAAUAGUAUUAUAUGCAUACUUAAACUACAGAGGGGAAAAGCAAAGACAGAUACUUUAUUUGGCUGAUUAUGUUAGAUACAAAUGUUUCUGAAAAGAAUACAUAAUUGAGUUUAGCGAUGCUUUGCUAUAGCAAGCAAAUCCACUUUUAUGCAAUUUUAGAAAUGGGGCGGGGAAACAAAAUGUGGUCAUUCAUCAGUCACUUAGUCAUUGAGCCUUUUAUAUUGUACCUGGAAAUUAAAUUCCAGAAAUGACAAAAGUUUUGUGUAUUCAUUAAAAGAAAACUAACUGGAAAACAGGUUAGAUUAAUUCAGUACUAUUAAAAAAGAAUUCAGAGCUGUUAAUAUUUUAUCACAAGAUAGGAUACUUAAAAUAUAGCAUUCUGUGCUGAGGUCUAAGGUGAAGUCUAUAAAGAUUAAAGUUCCCUUUUUUCUGAUGUUCAAGUUGAUUGUUGUUCAGUAUGGCAUAUAUGACAAAAAUAUAUUUGAGUCAAAUGUGGCUUUCUAAAAUGGAUGCAACAUUAGCGUUGCAAACAAAAUCAGCACUAUAUUUCUUAAUGAUCUAAAGAUUAAAUUGAGAGAACACAGUUUUCUUAAAUAUUAUAAUGUCUAGAGUUUUUUUAGGACAGUCUUAGCAAGUAUGAUUGUUCUAGUCUUACUUGCUCUAAUGUUUAAAGGUGCAAUUUUAUGCCAUUAUUGAAAUUGAUUUUUAAAAUCUAUAUACCAUAUUAUUAACAUGCAUUUUCAAUAUGAGGCAGUGUUUAUGCAGUAUUUAACAGAGCAAUCUGCUGCCAAUAGAGUUUGGAGGUGGAUAUUUAGUUUACAGUGUAUAAACUUAAAAUAUGCAUCCCUUUAACAACGCUUUGUGUUAGCAUGCUGCAAAUCAAAAUGGCACUUAAUAUUAAAACCUGGUUUAGGGAAAUUUUAUGAAAAUCCUGUUCAUAAAUGUAAUGCAUAUGAUAUGUACUUUUAAGUUUUAGUUGCUUCAUGUUUACAUUCAGCUGUUCAACAUAAUUAAAAUGUAAUUUUACUUCAUGCUAUAUUGUGGCUUUGUGUUUCAAAUAAUGUUCACCUUUCUGUUUUUGCACCAGAUAAGAAUCAGUUCCUUGAGAGUAAAUUUUUUAUCUUUCUUAACUUCAGAAUAUUAAAUUUGGAAUAUCUACUAAAAUUGUGUGUUAUGUGGCUGUAAAUGAUGUACACGCUGUAAAAUAAGAUCGCUACUGUUAUGUGGGAUUAUUAUUUCUAAAUGUUACUCAUUGAAAUGAGCAUACAAUAAAAAGCAUUUAUUGCA
This is a messenger RNA of Symphalangus syndactylus (siamang), 4313 nucleotides long. It is a transcript of the gene ZNF711, whose product is annotated as ZFX family zinc finger ZNF711. The record is from RefSeq and is a predicted model, not a curated record. Gene Ontology annotation, cellular component: nucleus. Gene Ontology annotation, biological process: regulation of DNA-templated transcription. Gene Ontology annotation, molecular function: DNA-binding transcription factor activity, RNA polymerase II-specific; metal ion binding; RNA polymerase II cis-regulatory region sequence-specific DNA binding. NCBI's taxonomy places the organism in Eukaryota, Metazoa, Chordata, Mammalia, Primates, Hylobatidae.